GUAGGCUGUGCGUCGAAAUCCCCUCGGAGGCGAUCAGAACCACGGAGCUGCUGCUCGGAGUUUUAGUGACACCGAGGACGCGUCGGACUUUUUCUUUCCUCGCGCAGUCGACGCACAACAAAGAGGCUGAGGAUGACGAAGGGCGUCAAAGUCCUCUGCGGCGCGUCUCAAGACGGCGGCAUCAGUAGUUGAACCAAAUGACUCACUCCAAAGUACUUGAGGAGAACUUGUUUAAAGGAGGACUGACCCAAUUUCUCAGCUGCAAUCGCAUUCAGCCCCAAGUUUUCUCUCACACUUCAGCAGCCUAUGAAAAGAAAUAACGCGACGUGCGCGCAGCUGAUGCCUCCGAGAAACCACCCCUAUCCUCACAUGCCAGUCUGUCUGACUUGGGAACCUAUAUCAUUGCCAGACCGCAGACCAACAGAGGACGGGGGACUCCGAUGGAAAAACAUGCAGCACUUUGAACCCAUGGAGACAUGGCACAUAGGUUCCUCUCAUCGGCGAACAGAUUCAGCGCCAGGUUCGCCUUCAUAUUCACCGUGUCGCUGUCCUGCACCUAUUUGUGCUAUAGUAUCAUCUUCUGUCGCGGGACAAUCAUGACAAACCACGGUUAUGAGGGGAAGCGGUGCCCGCCGAGCAAGAACGCGGGGGGGAAGAAACUUCUUGGGAAAUUAGACAAUUGCGCUUCGGUGGAAGUCAGGUCCGCGCUGCACGGGUCCGUCGCCCAGAGAGGGUCGAGUGAUCUCCACGAACAAAGUAAAGCCACCGCCGCGCCUGGUGGUCACUGGGCUGACAUGAAGUUGAGGAACAUGAGUGUCGCGCAGAGGUAUGGGAAUAAGAAGCUGCCGAACGCGUUGAUAGUGGGUGUGAAGAAAGGGGGAACCAGGGCGGUGCUGGAGUUCAUCCGGAUACAUCCAGAUGUACGCGCGCUCGGAACUGAGCCGCACUUUUUCGACAGGAACUAUGACAGGGGGCUGGAUUGGUACAGGGGCCUAAUGCCACGAACACUAGACAGCCAGAUCACAUUAGAGAAGACUCCCAGCUACUUUGUCACCAGAGAGGCUCCCAGACGCAUCGCCGGCAUGUCCCACGAGACCAAGCUGAUCGUUGUCGUGCGCAACCCAGUCACAAGAGCCAUCUCCGACUACACGCAGACUCUCUCCAAGAAGCCCGACAUCCCCACGUUCGAGGAGCUGGCCUUCAAAAACCGAAGUUUGGGACUCGUCGACACCUCCUGGAACGCCAUCCGGAUCGGGAUGUACAUUCUGCACCUGGAGAACUGGCUGCAGUACUUCCGGCCGUCGCAGAUGCACUUUGUGAGCGGCGAGCGGCUGAUAACGGACCCGGCCGGGGAGAUGGGCCGCGUUCAGGACUUUCUGGGGCUGAAGCGAAUAAUCACGGACAAGCAUUUCUACUUCAAUCGAACCAAAGGCUUCCCCUGUCUGAAGAAGCCGGAGAGCAGCAGUCAGCCGCGGUGCCUCGGCAAAUCCAAGGGCAGGACUCACGUACAGAUCGACCGGGAGGUCAUCGAGCAGCUCCGGGAGUUUUAUAGGCCGUUUAAUAUCAAAUUCUAUGAAACCGUUGGACAGGACUUCAAGUGGGAUUGAAUGUACUGUACAGAGUGCUGUUUAAAAAUAGUUACCUCGGGAGACGUAAUGGCAUAUAAAUGAGUGUCUUUAACUUUAAAAUGUUUAUUGAGCUGUGUAUAUAUUGAAAAGACUAAUUAUAUGAAUGGGUUCAGAUCAUGCUGAAACCUGUGGCAGCAAAGAAAAGAAAGUGUUUUAUUGUCCUAUAUAUGAAAAUUUGUCUUCUGCAUUUUAGUCAUCCUUUCAUACACACACAUACACAAGAGGUAAUACGUGGGUAGGCGCCUUGCUCAAGGGCAGCUCAGUCAUGGAUGCAGCUGCUAAUUCACUCUAUACUCAUAAGUGUCGUUUAUUUUAUGGUACAGAAAUAUAAACUCGAUUUCCUUGUCAUAUACAUGCCAUUUGAAUUCAUCGACCAGUUUUAAUUCACGGAGACGCAACCAUCCCGGAGCCUCCCCGUCCUUUAACCCACGCCAGACAUACAGUAAUGACACCACUUGAAUAUUCAUUACAUAGAUUGCUUCUUUAUUCACCAUUUCCAGUGAAAUGUGAGCCACCGACUUAAAAUGAGCACUCAACGUGAAGCCGCAGCAAAAUGUCAAAUGAAUAAUAAAAUCAGCCUUGUCGAUUAGUCCGCAGUGAAACUUCGCUCUUUGUCUUCAACGGAAGCGGCGUCGACACGUAUACGAAAUAAAUGUGCUGUAAAUGGGGAUAAAAAAUAACGGCUUUCUUCAGGCAGGCAAGCGCUGUAACUCUGAUAAAGGUUUACAAUAUGUUGAACUCAGCUCGUUAUGUGUUAGUAUUUCUGUUGUUAUCACUGAAAUAAAGACAAAUUCAAGUA
Molecule: messenger RNA, 2427 nt
Organism: Mugil cephalus (flathead mullet)
Lineage: Eukaryota; Metazoa; Chordata; Actinopteri; Mugiliformes; Mugilidae
Gene: hs3st2
Product: heparan sulfate (glucosamine) 3-O-sulfotransferase 2
Exons: 2
Coding region: 477-1607 (376 amino acids)
Molecular function (GO): [heparan sulfate]-glucosamine 3-sulfotransferase activity
Source: RefSeq, a predicted model, not a curated record